Cydia amplana is the source of this 613-nucleotide messenger RNA. RefSeq names its product programmed cell death protein 5 (gene PDCD-5). Bases 108 to 497 code for a protein of 129 amino acids. Gene Ontology annotation, cellular component: cytosol; nucleus. Gene Ontology annotation, molecular function: DNA binding. NCBI's taxonomy places the organism in Eukaryota, Metazoa, Arthropoda, Insecta, Lepidoptera, Tortricidae. The record is from RefSeq and is a predicted model, not a curated record. The transcript has 3 exons.
CAAUCACCUAGCAACACCACCUGUUUGGCCGUCGAGCGAGUUGAAACUGCGGUCAAAAUAUAUUUUUUAGAUUUAAAUAGUGAAAAGCUAAAAAUUUCUUUGACAAAAUGGCAGAUCCAGAAUUGGAACAAAUCAGACAACAGCGAUUAGCUCAGUUACAAGCUAAACAUGGGGGAACAGGCGAUCCGAACCAGGGUAAGCAGCAGGAGGAGAGAAUGCAAGCUAUGGAAGAAGCAAAACACACGAUUCUUGCGCAAGCCCUGAGUCAAGAUGCCCGGGCCAGAUUGAACACAAUAAAACUAAGCAGACCAGAGAAAGGUGCCAUGGUGGAAAACAUGAUCUGCAGAAUGGCUCAAAUGGGACAAGUACGCACCAAGAUCUCUGAGCAAGAACUGAUCCAACUCCUAGAGUCGGUCAACCAGCAGAUGGGGAAAUCAACCAGCACUGUUAAAUUUGACAGGAGGAGGGCGGCCCUUGAUUCUGAUGAUGAUUUGUAGCACCGCUUGGCCACUUCACUGUAGUCUGUUUGUUUAGGUUAAAAGAAUGUAAACAAACAAAAUCACGCUUAAGAGGAAAGGGGACAGUUGCUUCUCCAUACAAACAUAGUCCCCAC